Molecule: messenger RNA, 1332 nt
Organism: Linum tenue
Lineage: Eukaryota; Viridiplantae; Streptophyta; Magnoliopsida; Malpighiales; Linaceae
Source: the annotation of a GenBank genome assembly
AUGAAUUUCUUCCGAACCGUCUUCUCCGACGACCUAACGCCGCCGGCCUCCCCAACGUCGGCUUCCGAGCCUGAAACUGCAGCUUCCGAUUCCAACUCGGAUCCGGAAUCCAAUCCGCCGCCCCCAACCACCACCACCGCCAAUCUCGAUCCAUGGACCUUCGGCCUCAUGAUCCGAAAGCUAGCCACCAAAUCCGAGUCCGUCAUCGAGACCUACCGGCGCGACCUGGAGGAGCUCGGAUCGGGCUUGAAGAAAGAGACCGCCGCGAUCCGAGACGUCGCCUCUCGCGCCGUCAAGGACCUCCCGGCUUCCCUGGAAGCUAGCGCAUCCGCCGCUCAGGAAUCGCUCGAGACCGUCGGCCAGGCGAUCGACGACAUCGGCGCAACCGUGUGGAAAUCCACGGCCCAGAUCAUCUCCCACGGUAGAGAUCUCUCUAACGCUUCUUCCCCUGAUUAUAACGAUCAUGAUUCCGAUUCCUCUAAUAACGGCGGCGGGGGGCGGGGAUCGUCUCUGCCGCUCAAACCCUAUAGUAGAUACGAUGCACAAUUGCUUGCUCUGCAGAGCAACUUGAAUACCUACUGUAGAGAACCGGAGGAUAAGGAGGGGUAUGAUGGUUGGAGAUUAGGGUUGCGGAGCUCCGUUGUGGAGGAGAAAAGGGACGAGAUUGAGAAACUUCUGACUGAGAAUGAAGUUGUUAGGGAGAUUUAUGAUGAGGUUAUGCCUAGUAAGGUGAACAUUGAGACGUUCUGGAGCAGGUAUUUCUACAGAGCGCAAAAGCUGAAGGAAGCAGAGGAGGCUAGAGCUAAGAUUGUUAAGCGGGUGAUAUCUGUGGAAGAAGAGGAUUUAAGUUGGGAUUUCGACGAUGAUGUAGAAGAUAAUGAUACUGCUGCUGAUAUUGAUGAUCAAAGAAAGGGCUCUCAGUCUCAGCUGAAUGAUAGAGGUGGUACUGAUGUAGAGCAAACAGAGAACUUUCAGAAAGGUGGGAAUGAAGAUGUUAGUGAAGGGACUAAGUUUGGGGGUGGAUUCGGGGACGAUCAAUACAGCGAUACGAAGGUGGAGAAGGCGGAUGGCAAUAAUGGCGGUGGUGGAGAGUCCUGCAAGGACAGUGAUGUUUCAGUUGUGUCGAGCCAGCAGUCUUUUGUACCGGAGGUUGAGGAUUUGGGUUGGGAUGAGAUUGAAGAUAUUGGAAGCAAUGAUGAGAAGGCUGCAGGGGCCGGGAAUGCAGCAGCCACAAGUCGAGUUGAUUUGAGGAAGCGGUUGGGUUCUGCCGAUGAAGAGGAGGAUCUGAGCUGGGAUAUUGAAGAUGAAGAUGAGGAAUCUGUCAAGCAUUGA